Molecule: messenger RNA, 2685 nt
Organism: Misgurnus anguillicaudatus (oriental weatherfish)
Lineage: Eukaryota; Metazoa; Chordata; Actinopteri; Cypriniformes; Cobitidae
Source: RefSeq, a predicted model, not a curated record
UCAUUCUUCAACGGAGGGCAGGGCUAGAGCUUUUGCCGCGAAAGUCUGUACUUGCGUGCUGCGUCCUGGUGGAGCACAUUGUUGUCUCUGACUGAAAAGAAUUGCUAUUAUUAAUAAACAACAUAGUACUUAUUUAAGUUUAUUAUACGCCUGAAUAAUCGCAAAAUGUCGGGAUUUGAUGAUCCAGGAGUAUAUUACAGUGACAGUUUCGGAGGAGGAGAAAGCAUCGGCGAUGAAGGGGUCGUGAAACGCAGCCAUAUCAAAAAGAGGUUCCGUGAGUUUUUGAGACAAUUCAGAGUCGGUACCGAUCGCACGGGAUUCACCUACAAAUACAGAGAUGAGCUCAAGAGACAUUACACACUGGGUGAAUACUGGAUUAAUGUGGAGAUGGAGGACUUGGCCAGUUUUGAUGAAGAUCUUUCAGACUGUCUGUACAAACUGCCCACCGAGAAUCUGCCUUUGUUGGAAGAGGCGGCCCAGGAAGUGGCUGAUGAGGUCACACGUCCAAGGCCAGCAGGAGAAGAGACCGUACAAGACAUACAGGUCAUGCUGAAGAGCGACGCCCACCCGUCCUCCAUCCGCAGUCUAAAGUCGGAGCAGGUGUCGCGUCUUGUCAAGAUUCCCGGUAUAAUCAUAUCCUCAACGGCCGUGAGGGCCAAAGCUACCAGAGUCUGUCUUCAGUGCCGUGGCUGCAGAUCAGUGAUCAGUAACAUUCCUCUUCCUCCGGGACUGCAGGGUUACGCUUUGCCCCGCAAGUGUAACACCGAGCAGGCGGGCCGUGUCAAAUGCCCCGUGGAUCCAUAUUUCAUCAUUCCGGACCGAUGCGUGUGCGUGGAUUUCCAGACUCAGCGUCUGCAGGAAGCUCCUGAUGCCGUUCCUCACGGAGAGAUGCCGCGACACAUGCAGCUCUAUUGCGACAGGUACCUGUGUGACCGCGUGGUACCCGGAAACCGGGUCACGGUCAUGGGCAUCUACUCCAUCAAGAAGGUGGCUCAGACCAAGAACAAAGGCCGUGAUAAGGGAGCAGGUGUGGGCAUUCGAUCGGCAUACCUCCGCGUCGUUGGCAUCGAAGUGGACACCGAAGGAGCAGGUCGUGGAGCGACCGGAUCGGUUACUCCACAGGAAGAGGAGGAGCUGAGGUCUCUGGCUGCUUCUCCAGCCGUCUAUGAAUCGCUCGCUCGCUCUCUCGCCCCGUCCAUCUAUGGAAGCGAUGAUCUGAAAAAAGCUAUAGCAUGUCUUCUUUUUGGAGGCUCCAGGAAGAGGUUGCCUGAUGGCCUGACACGCAGAGGUGAUAUUAAUUUGCUGAUGCUUGGAGAUCCAGGAACGGCUAAAUCCCAAUUGCUGAAGUUUGUGGAAAGAUGUUCUCCAAUUGGGGUCUACACCUCCGGUAAGGGCAGCAGUGCAGCCGGUCUGACGGCCUCGGUCCUGCGAGACCCACACACUCGUGGAUUUGUAAUGGAGGGAGGUGCCAUGGUCCUGGCUGAUGGUGGUGUGGUCUGCAUCGAUGAGUUUGACAAGAUGAGAGAAGAUGACCGAGUUGCAAUCCAUGAAGCCAUGGAGCAGCAGACCAUCUCUAUUGCAAAGGCUGGAAUCACAACCACACUAAACUCGCGCUGCUCUGUGCUGGCCGCUGCAAACUCUGUGUUCGGUCGCUGGGAUGACACAAAAGGAGAAGACAACAUUGACUUCAUGCCCACCAUCCUGUCUCGAUUUGACAUGAUCUUUAUCAUCAAAGACCACCAUGACCAACAGAGAGACAUGACUUUGGCUCGCCAUGUGAUGAACGUUCACCUGAGCGCGCAGACCCAGACCGAGGGUGUUGAAGGAGAGAUUCCUCUGGCCACGUUGAAGAAAUACAUUGCCUACGCUAGAGCGAAAUGUGGACCACGUUUGUCUGCGGCCGCAGCGGAGAAGCUAAAGAACAGAUACGUUCUGAUGAGGAGCGGAGCGAAGGAACACGAGAGAGAGACUGACAAACGCGUCUCAAUCCCCAUUACUGUCAGGCAGUUGGAGGCUGUGGUGCGCAUCGCAGAAUCGCUUGCUAAGAUGAAGCUACAGCCCAUCGCUGGAGAAGAAGAGGUGGACGAGUCUCUGAGACUCUUCCAGGUGUCCACGCUUGAUGCGGCCCUCUCUGGCAGUCUCUCCGGUGUGGAGGGAUUUACAACUCAGGAGGAUCAUGAGAUGAUCUCUCGCAUAGAGAAACAGCUGAAGAGACGCUUCGCCAUCGGCUCCCAGGUGUCUGAACACAGUAUCAUACAGGACUUCUCUAAACAGAAGUAUCCAGAACACGCCAUUCAAAAAGUCGUUCAUCUGAUGUUGAGGAGGGGAGAGCUGCAGCAUCGCAUGCAGAGGAAAGUCCUUUACAGGGUCAAAUAAGGAAAUGCUUCCAGCUUUGUGUGUUUGCCUCACACAUAAUGUCAGAAAAUGUUUAAAAAUGUUGAGAUGGAACCAGUCAAAAAUAUCAUAUUUUUUGUAAAUAGUUUUUGGAUUAAAUGUAUGAACGUCCUGCAGUAUAUGCAGGAUUGGUUUAAGGUUGUCACGUGGCAUGAAGAUGUUGCUGUAUAAUGUGUUUUUCAACUCCUUAAAAAUAUACAAAAUGACACAGUUUCAUUCAAAUGGGGCUUUAAAAAUAUUUUGUCCUGUCAUUCUGGAAAAAAACAAUAAAUAAUGCAUUUAAGGAAAUAA